Molecule: messenger RNA, 1521 nt
Organism: Rotaria socialis
Lineage: Eukaryota; Metazoa; Rotifera; Eurotatoria; Philodinida; Philodinidae
Source: the annotation of a GenBank genome assembly
AUGCGUGUGGCUACAGUCUUUCGUGUUGACAGAUCCACAAUUAAAUCAGAUAGAGUUCGACAAGGAUGGCGAUCGAUCAUGCGAGAAUUUGCUCUCAACACAUCAACUCACGGUAUUCCAGGUAUUGCACGAAGCCAAAGUAAAAAAAAUCGAAUGUUCUGGUCACUAUCGUUUCUCGUCUUCAGUGGGAUUACAUUGUACUUUGUCAUUCAAACUAUUCGCGAAUACUUUCAAUAUUCUACGCAGACGUCUGUAAAUUUAGUAAGCGAAUGGCCACAAAAUUUUCCUGCGUUUACAAUUUGUAACGUCGCACAGAUUCGUUAUGAUCAAUUUAUUGAACCUUUUCUAAAUUAUACAAAUACAUUGAAUAUUACUAAUACAACCGAUACAAGUUCAUUUUCAUUAUUGCAAAGUCAAUAUGUCAAGGAAUUUUUUCGAAUCAAAAUCAAUCAAAAUGAAUCAAUAAUUAAGUUCUUUUUUCCUCUGAGUGCCAUGCUCAUUAAGUGUGUCUUUAAUGAUAGGAUUUGUUCAACAUCCGAUUUCACUUAUUUUCUUUCGUCUUCGCAUGGCCUCUGUUACACGUUCAAUGCUAAAUUGAAGAAUAUGACGAAUGUACGUAAAAGUGAUGAAUAUGGUGGACCUGGCAAACUCGAACUUAGUUUAUAUGCACACAGCCAUCAAUAUAUUCCUUAUGCUAGAGAAGAUAUUGGAAUGAUAGCGAUGGUACACGAUAAUGGACAAUUUCCUAUGAUUGAAUUUGCUGGUAGAGCAUUAGUUACCGGUUUUAAACAUCGAAUGACAUUUUCAAAGAAAAGUAUUUUCUAUUUGAGUGCCCCGUAUUCAACGUGUAAUGAUGAAAUACCAUUGAUUAUGCAAACAAUGUUUGAUAACUAUCCUAACGUGGAAUAUAGCUAUUCAGAAGACUUAUGCUAUGAUUUAUGUACCGAAGUUUACACGUAUGGCAUAUGCGGCUGCAUCGAUCCAAAGCAAUGGAAUGCUCGUUCAAUUGUUUUGCCAAGGACUAAAACAAUAAUUGUAGCUCCAUUAUGUAAUCUAUCUGAUACAUGCUAUUCGAACGCAUCCAUUACUCUGAGCAGUUUAUCAAGUUUACUUACAGAAUAUUGUCCAUAUUGUUCACAGCAAUGUUCAAUUACGGAUUUUAUUGUCAAAGCAUCGAUGUGGAAAGCACCAGCCUAUUGGUUAACGAAUGAUAUAAAACAUUUCGUUGAAAACUCUGAAAUUCUAUUACCAAAUGAUUGGUCAACGGAUUGGCAGAGACAUAUUCAGACUAAUUAUCUUUCUAUUGAAUUAGUGCAUGAAUCAAUUUUAGUCGAAAAUUAUACACAAAUACCAGCGAUGGGACCCAUCAAUGUUCUAUCGGAUGUCGGUGGUCAGACAGGUCUUUGGAUUGGAAUCAGUUUUUUAUCUUUGGUGGAAGUAGCAGAAAUGUUCUAUCGAUUAAUUCGAUAUCAGUAUUAUGUAAUUCGACGUAGCAUAAGGAAAUACUUUGUACAAAAAUAA